This is a messenger RNA of Mycena indigotica, 564 nucleotides long. RefSeq names its product Small GTPase Rab11B. NCBI's taxonomy places the organism in Eukaryota, Fungi, Basidiomycota, Agaricomycetes, Agaricales, Mycenaceae. The transcript has 7 exons. Bases 1 to 564 code for a protein of 187 amino acids. The record is from RefSeq and is a predicted model, not a curated record. Gene Ontology annotation, molecular function: GTP binding; GTPase activity.
AUGUCCUCUCAAGAGCAAGAAACACGCAAUAUCAAGAUCUGUCUUGUCGGUGACCUAGACGUUGGAAAAGCAUCCCUCAUGCGGCGCUUCAUCGACAACGUCUUUGACCCCACGCAGCGUCCGACGAUUGGUGUCGGUUUCGCAGUCCGGCCCCUUGAUAUUGAGGGGGAGCGCAUAGCGGCACAGAUCUUCACGCGUCCGAGUUCUGGCAGAUUUCUCCUGGGGAGCUUCUACUACAACGCAUGGAGCAUCUGUUUGGUGUAUGACAUUUCCAAACGGCGCAGCUUCUCAAGCAUUGAGAGCACCUGGCUUCGGGAGGUAGCGGAAAACAUGCCCGGCUCCGAUCGCGAGUCCCCGAUACCAGUGCGCCUCUACCUCAUUGGGAACAAGAGUGACCGCGAGGCCCAGCGAGAAGUCUCCACCGAGGAAGGCGCCGAGCUGGCGGCGCGUUGCAAUAUGAUUUUCACCGAAACGAGUGCGCUGGACGGGAGUGGGGUUGAGGAUUUCUUCAUGACUUUGUUCACUCAAAUCUGUCGUGACGCCAGUCCCGAGUCGACAAGCUAG